Messenger RNA from Penicillium malachiteum, 783 nucleotides. RefSeq lists its product as uncharacterized. NCBI's taxonomy places the organism in Eukaryota, Fungi, Ascomycota, Eurotiomycetes, Eurotiales, Aspergillaceae. The record is from RefSeq and is a predicted model, not a curated record. The transcript has a single exon. The coding region runs from base 1 to 783 and encodes 260 amino acids.
AUGAAUUAUCAGUAUCCUCAGGCGUUCCAUGAUGGGAGCCGAAUCCUUGCAGGGUCAUAUAUAAUCGAUUGCGGUACCGCACAGCUUGCUAGUCCGGAAUGCACUCCGCAGAAGGUCCAUAUCUAUCCUAUUCGAUGGAAUACUUCACCCCAGGGUAAUGGAUCUGGAGGUACCAUACGGGAAAUACGCAAGCAACCAGAUGAUGUUAACAUAACCUUCAACGCCAUGUCAGCUACAGGUGUAAGCUUAUCUCAACACGCAUUUUUCGCACGACUACAAUUCAAUCCUACCCCCAAGACAGGCGAGCCUCGCACACCAAGGUAUGACCUCGUCAAUGUCACGUUGCUCUAUGCUCCAUCGGGUACACCGACCUUCUCAACCAAUGGAAGCCACCUGUCUAUCAAUCAAGAGUCAAUCACAGUAGGGGAAGCACGAGGUAUCAGUAGUAUGGGCAAUCAAAUCAAUUAUGUUGGCUUUCCCGCCGAAUCAUGCAAUAUUGAUAUCUUGGGUGUGAGCUUGCAGACUAGUAAGGUUGUACGUGUGACUUGGGAUCCAGAAUACGUCGAUCCCAUCGACACAUCUCCAGAUGACAAGUGGGUAGCGAUCAUGGAUAGCACAACGUCUAAUCGAAUGAUGUUCCUGGCAGGCAUGCGAGGCAUUCCCCCGCUGGUCGAUGCUCUCAUUACGGGAGCGAUAUCUUCCAUUCGAAGUAAUGGAAAUCGCGGAUUCUUCCAGCCUUGGCUUGUUGAUCAAUACGGUGCCCGCUAUUACGAAGAUGGUUGA